Parasteatoda tepidariorum (common house spider) is the source of this 1408-nucleotide messenger RNA. Its product is annotated as eukaryotic translation initiation factor 4H. Lineage: Eukaryota; Metazoa; Arthropoda; Arachnida; Araneae; Theridiidae. Gene Ontology annotation, molecular function: RNA binding. The record is from RefSeq and is a predicted model, not a curated record.
UUUCAUAGUUUUAACUUGUAAUGGCAACAUAAGUUAACUAAAAGAAGUUAUCCAAAUAUUUUCAUUCUGGGAAAAUAUUGUUUUUCGCCGAAAUUAAUUAUUUGUCUUCCCACGGCAGUUUUAUGAAUCAAUAAUGGCAAGAAGAUAUGAGCAUGGAUUUAGACCAGAAGGAACUUCAAAACCUAUACCAUCCGAGCCUCCUUUUACUCUUUAUGUUGGAAAUCUUCCACAAGGUGUAGUUCAAGGCGAUAUUGAAGAUAUAUUCAAAGGAUUAAGUGUUGCAAGUAUACGUUUAGUCAGGGAUAAAGAUACUGACAAAUUUAAAGGUUACUGUUAUGUAGAAUUUGAUGAUUUAGAUUCUUUAAAACAUGGUCUUGAAUUAGAUGGUGCUAUAGUUGAAGGCCGAUCUUUGCGAGUUGAUAUUGCUGAUGGUCGAAGAAAUGAUAGAGGAGGCUUUCGAGGGGGCAGAGGAGGAGGAGGCUUUGAUCGCGGUACACCUGGACGAGGAAGAUUCAAUGAUGGUGGAGGUAGAGGCCGUGGUAAUUUCAGAGGUGGUUUCAAUGAAAGAGAUCAAGAUAGGGGUCGUGGAUCUGGCAAUUAUGGAAGAUCUACACCAAUACGAAAUUCAGAGUUCAGAAAUGCUGAAUUCAAAGAGCCAUCAUCAGAAGAAGCAGCUGCUAGACCACGGCUGAAAUUAUUGCCUAGGUCAGUUAAAGAUCCAGUUAAUGCAGUAGCUGAUACAUCUAACAGAUCAAGCAUAUUUGGUGAGGCAAAACCAAGAGAUGAAAAAAGUUUGACCGCGGAGAAGAGUAAUAAUGAAUUACCAGUUAAUCAUUGUUCCUCCACAAUUGGAGUUAAUUGACUUAAUAAAUAAAAAAGUGAUAUUUUGUAUCACCUCCCCUUUAAUGUUUUCCCACCAGUUAUGUGUGUUUAAAUCUAAAUGUCUUGAAAUAUAAAAGCAGAUAUCACUAAAGGUAUUUUCUAUAAAUUCAUAUUUGUAACAACAUAGAAUGAAUUACAAAAUAUUUUUUUUAGUUGGGGUUUAGUUUAAUUUGUUAUGAUUUAUUGCUUAGGAAAUGAAUUGUCAAAUGAUUUACAUUUUUAUCAAUCAAUCUUGUUUUAUUUUAUAUUUUUAAAAGAAUUCACAAUGAAAUUCUUGCAUCAGCAUGCUAUUUUACUGUUAUGAUUUGUUGUUAUUGAUGAAUUUUUCUAAGUUUGUGUGUUAUGCUACAUCAGGGAAUUCAUUUUAUUUCGUUAUUAAUGCUUGUUUAUGAUACAAAAGUCCACUGUGCUUUAUUUUUGUAUUUGAAUUGCUAUAGUAUAGUAAUGUAAUCAAUUCUUGUUUAAAAAAUAAUCAUUUCAGCUUGUUUUAAAUCACAAUUUUUGGAAUUAAAAUUUUUCCUAUGUA